ACAUGUUUUUAAAUAUUUGUGAGAAGUUUUAAUUCAUGUUUUGCUUUCUAUUUUAUGUUAAUAUAGUCGUUAAUAUUUGUCAAAACAUCAAUAAAAUAUGAAUUUAGCUAUAAGGCAAGUGCUAACAAGACAGUCUUUUAGGCUUUGCGACAGAAUUAUUUAUAAAUCUUUACCAAAACAACUAAACAUAACCUCAUCAUGUACUGUUACACAAUUGAGGAAUUACUGCGAAGACCGCGUAGAAGCGAGGAAAUUGCCGCCUCUCAUGGAGUUCCCGCCAAUCGUAUGGCCGUCGUUUAUCAAGUUUGUUAAGAAUUGGAUGUUUUCAAAUUUUAUUAUACGACCAUACUUUGACCAAGAGUUCAGCUUACAUGAGUUUAUUGAAGCUUCAAAACACGCUGUUCAGGUUGUUUCAGAUGCCCUAACGAACAGUGACUUCAAAUCACUGGAAGGUCUAGUCGACAAAGAUGCCAUUGCCUCAUUAAAGAAUGCUGUCUCGAAGCUGUCAGUAUCACAGAGACAGCUGCUGAGUAUUCAGAAGGAAGAUAUAUUCUAUGCUUUUCCUUAUCAGGUUGGAGUUAUUUUUGACGAAUCAGACAAGCGAUGGGUGGAGAUCACUAUGUGUUACCAUGUCUUGAAGGGACUCAAAAAUAUGCAAGAUUCUGGAGAUCUUCCCCCCAUCUCCUUAGGAACACAACCAGAAUUUCAAGACAAGAUAUUCAUAUUAAACUACAGAUUUAUUAGAGAGUUCACAAAAGGAGUUGAAGACAGCUGGUGGGUUAACAUAGUUAACCAUUUCCAGCCUCAGUCGCUAAUGAAAAAAAUAUAAUCCGUCAACUUCCAACGAUAAGUCCAAACCAGUCAGUUAGCCCAGAUU
Molecule: messenger RNA, 877 nt
Organism: Ostrinia furnacalis (Asian corn borer)
Lineage: Eukaryota; Metazoa; Arthropoda; Insecta; Lepidoptera; Crambidae
Exons: 4
Coding region: 98-829 (243 amino acids)
Biological process (GO): protein insertion into mitochondrial inner membrane from matrix
Cellular component (GO): mitochondrial inner membrane
Molecular function (GO): ribosome binding
Source: RefSeq, a predicted model, not a curated record